Molecule: messenger RNA, 852 nt
Organism: Apiotrichum porosum
Lineage: Eukaryota; Fungi; Basidiomycota; Tremellomycetes; Trichosporonales; Trichosporonaceae
Exons: 2
Coding region: 1-852 (283 amino acids)
Source: RefSeq, a predicted model, not a curated record
AUGGUACACGCCGGGCUGUCCAAUUUAGCCAACCAUGCCACUCAGCCCGAGUUUGGUGCUAUUCUGUCUCACGAUGUGGGGCGGACGAUUGCUGUCAACAAUGAGGCCGACCUCGUCGAGAACGAGUCUGGCCGGUACCGCAAGCUGUUCAACUGCGUCCUCCAACUGCCGCAUUGUACCUCGCUCAUAGACUCACGCGUGCCCGUCCUCAGCAAGCCGUCCGAUACACCAAUGAUAUACUGGGCGCAGUCUACCCCGGCGCGGAGGCGACGGCGACCUGCCUCGGUUAGUGACAACGCCGAGAUCAUCCUCGACGUCACAGUGGAUAUGGCGCAACUGCAGGCACGACAGCGCGACAUGGAGCUCCCCCAGCUGUUCAAAUGUGUAAACAGUGUCUUCUUGAGGAUGCUUCAGACGGCAGCCACCGCCCAUUGGGUGAACUCAGAGUAUGCAUUGCUCUCGACCAGCACACGCUACCCAGUUACUUCUUUCGGUCCUUCUCGUCGAGUUGUUGGUUAUCUCGCCACAUUCGGGUUGAAUGCGACAGGCCAGCCCGUCCGGAGUGCGGAUAACUUUCCAUUCACAGCCAUGUACAUGUCUCGCUGUAUUCCACCACAAGGCCCGUUUGCACCACAUAAAGGGACGGCCAAUAGGACCAGACACGCUACGCACGCCUGGGGGGUGGGGGGAGGGAUGGCGACAGCGAUGGGGCAGCUCACCUUAAGUCGAACCACGCCAAUGCACCACGAGGUCACCCUGCACUUCGGCGGCGACGAUCAGUGUAGCCUGCUCUCCCGUCAGCGAAAUGGCCGUCCAUCUGCAUUCGACCUCAUCCAAAUCGACUUGGGGUGA